CCCCCCUGUAUCCGAUUUUUCAGGAACAUCCAAGGGGGAAAAUGUUAGAGACGUGCUUAGGAACUCAGCCCCACCCAGUCCUCUUCUGCUGGGCCCUAUUCACUUUUAUACCCCGAGAGCUGGAGCCACAAGAGGAAAUCCCAUAGCUCUACCCCUAGGAUUUUCCCUAAAUCAUAAAAUAUAACAUUAGAAAAAAAAAAUUAUAUAUAUAUAUAUAUAUAUAUAUAUACACACACCAGAGCCUUCCUCUAGGGAGCUGGGGGAGGGAGAGAGUGCAAGGCAUGACAGCUGUGGGCAGCCCCAUGUAAUGAGCUUCUCACCGAGGCUGAACAGGACAAACCCAUAGAAUUCUGCCGAGUCCGUUCCUUCGACCGAGCCUCUCCUCCUCCUCCUCCUCCUCCUGCUGCUCCACUGACCUGUCUUAAUCUGGGAAAGCGAGGUGCCGUAUGCAAAGACUUCCCCUGACUGUUGAAGGAGAUCUGAACGUUUGUGUCUUGGCGACCUGCAAUAGGCUCUUCUGAAAGCAAGAUGACCACCACAGCCAAUGGCCGGGAUUGCGGUCAGAAGAUAUCUCUUAAGAAACUGAGCAUCCUACUCAUUUGUGGGGUUUUUGCCUUCUUUGCAUUUAGCAGGUAUGGCUGGAAGGUGCAAGAAUGGUACCCUAAGUACAGGUAUAUCAUAUUCUGUGGAGAAGAAAAGAGGAUGUUGUACCCCAAGCCGGAGACGUUGAAACCCCCGAGAACAGAUGUACUUACAAUAACGCCCUGGUUAGCCCCGAUUGUUUGGAACGGGACGUACAACAUCGACGUACUGAAUGCCCAGUUCCAUAAGAGGGGAGUCCGUGUAGGUCUAACCAUAUUUGCCAUUAAAAAAUACACGGUCUUUGUGCAAACCUUCGUUGAAACUGCUGAGAAGUUCUUCAUGGUGGGACACAAAGUCAACUACUACGUCUUCACGGAUCGUCCCAAUGAUAUUCCUAAUAUAACUCUUGCCGAAGGGAGACAGUUGGUCGUUCUGAUUGUCCCGAGUUACCAAAGAUGGCAGGAGGUCUCCAUGAGACGGAUGGAGAUGAUUCGGGACUUCAGCAGUCAACGUUUCAUCAACGAGGUGGACUACUUGGUCUGUGUCGAUGUAGAUAUGCGGUUUAGUGAUGAAGUUGGAGUGGAGAUACUAAGUGAUGUCUUUGGCACGUUACAUCCUGGCUUCUAUGGAGCUGGACGACAAGGUUUUACCUAUGAGCGUCGGCCCGAGUCCCAGGCCUUUAUACCUGGCGAUGAGGGGGACUUCUAUUAUGCAGGAGGAUAUUUUGGAGGCACCAUUGAGGAGGUCUACAAACUGACCAACUUCUGCCAUAAUGCCAUGAUGACGGACAGAGAAAAUAAAUUAGAAGCGGUUUGGCACGAUGAGAGUUAUCUUAACAAAUACUUUCUGUAUCAUAAGCCCACCAAAAUUCUAUCCGUCGAAUAUCUGUGGGACAACGGUUUUGGAGUUCCAGACAUUCUAAAAAGGAGGAGAUUUGUCGCCGUUCCAAAAAACCAUAAUGCCAUCCGGAAUAAACGCUCCAUACGGAGAUUGAGGAACGCUUGAACGUAGAAGAAGCAAAUUUCAUACCUGUAGUCAGAAAUGGGGGGCGAUGUGGUUGGAUAGAAUAAGAAAUGGAAUUUACUAUCGAUGAUUUAAGGAAAUAAUGUGGUUAUUUGAGACAUUUAUAAAAAAAUUGACGUUUUUUGGUGGAACAGUUUAGAAUCAUUUUCUCGAGGAGAAAACAUUUACGUUGCACUUUUUAAAGCAUUUGCACUAUCCAGCCCUUACUAUGGACUGGGUGAAAGGAAGGGUGAAACUGAAGGGGAGGCACAGAAUGGAGGCCAAGGAAUUCCUUGGCUCGUUUUCUCUAAAACCUCUAUUCCCAUUAAUACUGUGCGUUGUUUUAUAAUAGGUUCAUAAACGGGUUUGUUUUGAUUAAUAAAGGACCAACUUGCUUAGUUUAUGUUGGUUAACUUUACUAUAUGAGUUAAUAACUCUAGGCGGUAAAAUUAUCAAAGGUCGUAUUGGUUUUGCCAAUGAAUUGGCUUGUUUACGUCUGAUACCUCCAUUCCUAUUAAUACUGUAUAUUGUUUUGUAAUAGGUUCACAUACGGGUCUAUUUUGAUUAAUAAAUUGCCCAACUGUUUA
Messenger RNA from Xenopus tropicalis (tropical clawed frog), 2171 nucleotides. RefSeq names its product ABO, alpha 1-3-N-acetylgalactosaminyltransferase and alpha 1-3-galactosyltransferase gene 2 (gene abo.2). The transcript has 7 exons. The record is from RefSeq and is a predicted model, not a curated record. Gene Ontology annotation, molecular function: hexosyltransferase activity. NCBI's taxonomy places the organism in Eukaryota, Metazoa, Chordata, Amphibia, Anura, Pipidae. The coding region runs from base 529 to 1587 and encodes 352 amino acids. Gene Ontology annotation, cellular component: membrane. Gene Ontology annotation, biological process: carbohydrate metabolic process.